This is a messenger RNA of Nerophis lumbriciformis (worm pipefish), 441 nucleotides long. Lineage: Eukaryota; Metazoa; Chordata; Actinopteri; Syngnathiformes; Syngnathidae. The record is from RefSeq and is a predicted model, not a curated record.
AUGAGCCGGCCGUCGCAGCCUAAAGUCACGUCAUCGGAGCACAACGGCGUAAGCGUCAUCCAGAGCCAGGUGGCCGUCGUCGGAGCCGGGCAGGCGCCCCAGCUGGUGCCCGCGCUCCCCUCGUCCCCGGGCGGCAAGGCCGCCGCCCCCGGCAAGAUGAAGAAGGCAACGGCCGACAAGGACAGCGACGAGUACCGCCAGCGCCGCGAGCGCAACAACCUGGCGGUGAAGAAGAGUCGGCAGCGUAGCAAGCAGAAGGCCAUGGACACGCAGCAGCGUGUCAACCAGCUAAAGGAGGAGAACGAGCGGCUGGAGGCUAAAAUCAAACUGCUCAGCAAAGAACUCAGCGUGCUGAAAGACCUCUUCCUGGAACACGCCCACAACCUGGCCGACAACGUGCAGCCCCCUUCCGGCGCUAGCCCCGCCACCGACAACCAGUGA